ACACGGAAUGUAUCUUUGACGAACCAAACAUCCGCGAAGCAACUAAAGCAGACAACCGGAGUAUUUAUAACACGCAGUAGCGCUUUUCCACUUUUUUUCCGCUGUCAUAAUGUCUGAUGAGGAAGAGGACUAUAUGUCAGAUGCAUUUCUUAGUAAAAUACAAGAUGUGAAGCCGGGUGUCAGCAUGGUGAGGCGGGUAAAAGAAGCGAUAAAGAAGGAGACGCAGCAAAAGGAGACGAAUGUCAAGAACCGUCAGAAGACGUAUAAAGAGCAGGAGAAGGAAAGUAGAGAGGCAGCUUUAGAAAACUCAAUUUGCAAUGCGAACAAGGGAUUCGCACUUCUGCAAAAAAUGGGUUACAAAGCUGGUCAAGGCCUCGGGAAGGCGGGUGCAGGACGGGUUGAUCCAAUUCCUCUAAAUAUCAAAACUGACAGAGGUGGCAUUGGAAUGGAAGGGGUGAAGAAAAGAAAAGCCGAGCAAGAACUUGAACAUUAUCGUCAGAAAGCACGGGCUAAACAGCAGAAUGAGACGAAGUCUCUGGAAGACUUUAGGUCGCGAGUAAGGACAGAGAGAGAGGAACGAAAGAUUGAAGGAGAUCUCAGAAGGAGUCAGAGGGCCUGUGAACAGCUUGACAGUCAGAAGGGCAUCACGGUCCCCAGGGAAGACUGGUACUGGCCAAAAGUAGAGACUGAGGAGGAGGAGGAGGAGGGGGAAGAGAAGGAAGAGGUGGAGGAGGAUGAGGAGGAGAAGAAGAAGAAGAAGAAGAAGAAGGAGGAGGAGGAGGAGGAGCAGGAGGAGGAGGAAGAAGAAGAAGAAGAGCAGGAGAUUGUGGAAUUAACCUCCUUUGACAAACUGCAAAUUAUCACAUCCUAUCUGAGAGGAAUACAUUUUUACUGCAUAUGGUGUGGAACCACCUAUAAUGAUGAAGAGGACUUGUGCUCCAACUGUCCUGGGGAUACAGCAGCAGACCACGAUUGAACACGAUAAAAAAGAAUAUGCUCAGUGGUUCCCAGUGAAAAAGCAGUUACCUUUUACAGUGGGCUGAUCACACUUGGCUUUGAUAUACAGUGUUGGCAAAUAGGUGAACUCAAAGUGGAGGAAUAUGUAUUUAUCAUCCCAAUUGGAAUCCUUUGUCCAUCUCCAGAAGGUCGUAGCUGUUUAUGUGGUUUGUAGUUGUCGGCCCUACAUUUUUCUUUACAUUUAGGAAUUCUGUGGGAAAUUUAGGUAAACUUUGAUGUAUAUAUUUUUUCAAACGUUUUUUUAGACAGGUAUGCAAUCGCUCUUGAAACAUGUGUUUUCAUUAAACAUUGAAAUAAUUAUA
This is a messenger RNA of Cyclopterus lumpus (lumpfish), 1319 nucleotides long. RefSeq names its product G patch domain containing 11 (gene gpatch11). The coding region runs from base 110 to 976 and encodes 288 amino acids. The transcript is spliced from 8 exons. Gene Ontology annotation, cellular component: kinetochore. The record is from RefSeq and is a predicted model, not a curated record. Gene Ontology annotation, molecular function: nucleic acid binding. Lineage: Eukaryota; Metazoa; Chordata; Actinopteri; Perciformes; Cyclopteridae.